GACAGCAUGAAGCGGAAGGUGCGAGAAAAGUUCCUCAAUAUCUGCGACGUGUCAGUGUCGUCGAGCGUUCGAGAGUGGCUACGUUCGCCAGCCUUCGAUGCACGGCAAUGGGAAGAUGAAGAGCUUCUGCUGAUGCUGCAGACGAUGUUCGUCGAGCUCGACCUACCUCAAAAAUUUAACAUUCCUUUACCAAUCCUGCGCAACUUCCUCUACGAAGUCUACAACAACUAUAACGAAGUGCCGUUUCAUAAUUUCAGGCAUUGCUUCUGCGUGGCGCAAAUGAUGUACGCGAUAGCCUGGGCAGUGGAUCUUCCGUCGCUAAUCGGCGACCUGGAGGUUUUUAUACUAAUCGUCUCCUGCAUCUGCCACGACCUAGAUCAUCCGGGCUACAACAACAUUUAUCAAAUAAACGCCCGCACCGAGUUGGCCCUGCGUUACAACGAUAUCUCGCCUCUGGAGAAUCAUCACUGCUCCGUGGCCUUUCGUGUCCUCGAGGCCCCGGAAUGCAACAUACUGGCGUCGUUGGACAAUGCCACCUAUCGAAUCGUCCGCGAAGGGAUCAUCAGAUGUAUUCUCGCGACGGACAUGGCCAGGCACAACGAGAUCCUCGGACAAUUCACCGACAUCAUCCCGGAAUUCGAUUACUCCAGCAAGGCUCAUAUCAAUCUAUUAUCGAUGAUCCUCAUCAAAGUGGCGGAUAUUAGCAACGAGGCUCGGCCUAUGGAAGUCGCGGAACCAUGGCUGGACAGGCUGCUGCAAGAGUUCUUCAAGCAGAGCGACGCGGAGAAGCUCGAAGGCCUUCCAGUGACGCCGUUUAUGGAUCGCGACAAAGUAACCAAACCCUCGUCCCAGGUCAGCUUCAUCGGUCUCGUUUUACUUCCUCUUUUCGAGGCCCUAGGGGUACUGCUUCCAGAGCUGCAGAGCCUAAUAGUUCAGCCGGUGAGGGAGACAUUGGAAUACUAUCGCAGAUUGCACGAGGCAGCGAAAGACGAGCGACAUCAACGGAAAAGCCUCGCGGACUUGGGCGAAUCGACACUGGUGACUACCACUUCCGGCGGCAAUGGAACGUCGAGCGUGGUGAAGUCCACCUCAUCGCACAGCAUGCGCUCAAAACGUUCCACAGGCACGACCCACUCUCGAUCCCGGUCCACCGACGACGAUAUCACCGAGAACCUGACGGGAGAAGACGCGGAGAACCUGGAGAGUUCCGAUCCAGAGACAGCGACGGAGGUGGAGGUGAGCGAGAAAACGUUAAAGUUCAAGAUCUCGACGGAGGGAACGCUGUCUGGGCCGGCAACAGGUAGGAAAAGCUACCCGGGUAGCCGGAAGGGUAGUCGAGAGAAAUCGUCAUUGGAUUAUCAUAAUCACGACCUGGUCAGGGCUGUCAGGGAGCACGAACGCGAAAGAAAACGAAGUAAAGGAGAGAACCUUGGCAGCGAUCUGAGCUCGCCCGUCAGUGCAUGGUCCGCGGAAGAAACCAGGAUCCUGGAGGAGUUGGAGAAGGACGAAACCGUUCAAUUAGACGCGAAGUUGAACGACCGGAGGAUAAUCGAGGGUAACGGGAACGUGGUGGUCGAGAACCGGCAGAGGAAUAACUUGAAGAAAACUAGUAGCUUAGUAGAGAACGAUCAGGAGAUCAGGUCUAGUCGUAUAGAGAAUCAAAGGGAGUCGGUUGGUCUCCGGUGCUGUUGCGAGGAUAAAACUGGGUCUAACAAUCACAAGUCCAUCUUCUCUAGAUUAAGAAAUCUUACGGAUCGAUUGAGUAUUAGUUUCGACUCGAAGGACCCUCCCGCGCCGAAAUCGACGAAGCACGUGACAAAGGCGCUGAACAAGAGCAACUCGGUGAGCAGCGCGGUCAUGGCGACCACUUCUUCCAGGCACAGUAACUCCAUAGUGGUUUGCAAACGUUGCAAUCUCGUCAAGGCCUCGAUAAAAGAGAGCAAAGCUAUCGCGACGGUGGUGGAAUUAUCCUCGAUGGACAAGCACGCGAUGACGCUGCCAAAGGUGAGAAAAUCGACGGAUUACAAGAACAGAAACUGGAGGAUGGUGUUCGCCAAGGAGAAAAGAUCGUCGACCUCGUUGGAAGCUUUACCUGGCGCGAUGUCGGACAGCUCUUUAUCGAAGCAUAGACGGAAUUCUUCGAAUCCAGAGGGCAAGUCGCACAGUCUGAAAGAGGUGAAGGGUCAGAAGAGUCUAGACAUCGAGUUUACGGAGAUCGAGGUGCAUACGAAGAAGCAGAAGCCGGAGAUCGUCGUGAAGCCUGAGCGCGGAUCCAGAGAAGCUGUGCAAGAAGACAUAGGUAAAAUAGAAAUUAGAAGAAGCUCGGCCAGCAUGGAAGACAUCUCGAAGAUGGCGAAGCAGGCUGAAAGCGUGAUGCUGGGUUCGUUGGAGCCAAAGAAAGCGGAGGAACGUCCUCACACGGGUAGCUUGGACUCGAUGCUGUGCAAGGAAUCGACCAAGUCCCGGAAGAAGCCAACCUACUCCUCGCCAACGACAACAUCGUCAAAGAAGUCAUCGCCAGGUUUGCUGUCGCGGUUCAAGUCAGGUAUGAGCAUCGACAGCACUAGGAGCAACAGCAACAGCGAUUCCUUGCACGAUCAAAGCUCACAGUCGCCAAGCGGUUGGAUUUCCUCCCUGACGGCGAGCUUUCGCCCGAAGAGGCAGGUACCGGAAGUCCCCGUGUCGUCGCAUUCUCCGCGUUCACCGAGUCGAGAAGAGAUCAAGUGAUACGACCUGGUGGCCGAGGACUCUUCCGAGAAACAGUUGUCGGGCCUGCACAGGUGGCUGGCUGAGAAUAUUUUGUGUUGCAACGGUUGAAACGUGCACGCGUUUCGUUCAUCGAUCCUCCAACGAGGGUUGCUACUUUCUCGCGCGUUAAACCAGGCAAAACGAUGAUUAUCGGGGGUGGGGGGAGACGGAGCCAAAGAUCGUUGACGAAGGCUGAAACUAAAAGAAGAUCGAGAGAGAUAUCGCGACACUAGGAUCACGGAACACGGAACACGGAAGCGAAGGAAAUCGAGUAACGAUGAAAAGAGCGUUCGUGUUCUGCCGACAUUGCCGACAAAACCCGACUAGAUUGUAUCGUCGGCCAUCGUCGGAUCACGUCUGUCCGUUAGCUGGAAACGAUUAUUUAGCCCUCGACCUCGCGGGCUAGACGUUCUUCGUAAACACAAAUUUCCGAUGAGGCUUUUCUCGAUCGCAAACACGCGUCGCGUGCGACACUGGGCAGCGAAAUUUCGCGUUUCUCACGCGAAACUCGAAGCAAUUCCGACUCGAUCGUGUUCCUCCGGGUCACGUGUAUCCGGUAUCGGGUGAACGCGGACUCGAUCGUAUACCACCGCUUUGUUCGACUUCCGGGACGAGCCUUCCCUUCGACGAGGAGGUAAAGAGAAGAUGAGAAACAUUCGCACAAAGAAUCUGACUGUUCUGCCACAUCAGGGAUGGCUUGGAAAUUUAUCCGAGCGUAAGAGCUGAGAGAGAAGAGCUGCAGAAGGAGGAAGAUAGUCUCUGGAACGUUGCGCGAGGAUCAAACCGCAAUUGAAAAAGAAAAAAGGAAAAAAAAAAAAUAGAUGUCUUAUAGUACGUGCGUGUAGUAUGUCGAUUAGCUGUUUCCAAAUGUAGCCAGAGAAUGUGUGAGUGUAAUUAACGUUCGUAUCGAAGCCAAACUGUCGAACAGCUGGCGAAUACCAAAUAUAUGUGUAUAUUGCUCCUAAUUAUCGAUCUCCGUUCCGAAGGCAGACUGAAUGAAAGAGUGGGAGAGAGUGUGAGGGUGUGAAAGGGCGGGAGAGAAAGGUAGAUGGAAAAAUUGCGUACGACGAAAUUAAAAUUGUCGAAAUCAGGCGGUGUGAAUCGAGUUGAAAUCGUAGGAGGAUGGAAUAGACGAGGAAUGAAGAAGCUAGGAGGAAUCGAAGCAAGAGGAAAGGAAGAGAAGACGGAUAGGACGGCCUGAGAGAUAGAAGAAGCUGAUAGGCGCGGCAUAUAAACUAUUUUAUUUAUUGUCCAAUUAAAAGAAUAGCCUAAUGAGUAAU
Molecule: messenger RNA, 4028 nt
Organism: Eufriesea mexicana
Lineage: Eukaryota; Metazoa; Arthropoda; Insecta; Hymenoptera; Apidae
Gene: Pde9
Product: phosphodiesterase 9
Exons: 5
Coding region: 7-2727 (906 amino acids)
Biological process (GO): signal transduction
Molecular function (GO): 3',5'-cyclic-nucleotide phosphodiesterase activity
Source: RefSeq, a predicted model, not a curated record